AUGUCAUCCAAUGAUCCUAACUCUUACGGCACAGAUGAUGCCUUCGACGAAUAUAUUGACAUGGAUUUUUUGAAAAGUGACACAAUGGAGGAAGACGUUGAUAUUGGAAAUAUGUCCACUUCUGAUCUUUUCCGUUAUUAUUUAGAAGGAGAACUAGCCAGGGACGCUACAAACCUUGACUCAUCGAUUUAUGCAACACCCAUGCAGAAUGCUUCAGAUGACUUUUCGAUGGUGACAAGUCCUAACUCCGUAACAGAAGAACCUCAAAUGAAUUCAAUAAAUCUUAUAGAAGAGUCUAACGCACUUUCUCAAUCGACAAAUGUGUCCAAUGAGGUUGGGCCUUCCUUGGCUAUGCUAAAUGCGCAAUUAGCCGAGUUAUUGUCGAAGCUUCCUUCAUUUAAGCAAGAGUCACAUACUGACGGCAAAGCUCCGACUUUGUCUGGCUCCACAUUACCAGUAAAGAAUAAUCCGCAGUCUAAUGUUCUUGCUGCACUCAAAUUGUCUGCGACUCCUAAUAAUAACAAAGAAAGUGAACAUAGUAAACUUGAUGAUAGUGCUCAAAUUGAUUUAAAAAAACUAUCAUCAAAAGAGCGACGGCAACUUCGCAAUAAAAUAUCUGCUAGAAACUUUCGUGUUCGAAGAAAAGAAUCGACGAAAGAGCAACAGCAAGAAGAAAUAAAUUUGCUUCGACAAGCUUUGAUGCACUUGCAAGAAGAAAAUACAAGAUUGAAACAAGAAGUUGAAGAAUUGCGAAAACAACAAAAACAAGCCAAUAAGCCAGUUAUUAAUUCACCUCCGUCUCCACCUCACAAUUCAACUCUAACGUCUAGAAGCAAUGCUCAACGUUCCAAAGCGUCCCAGCCAUCGUCCUCUGAUCCUCGAUAUCUUAUUCCCGACGUCAACAAAGAUAAACUAUCAUCAUCAUCACCUGCAAAUCAGAUCGCAUUGCAAGAUCCUCGUGUUAGGGUACAAACAACGCUCAUUCCUGAAUUCAAUCUUGAUAAACAUUUGUUCGAGGAAAAAUCCGCAUUUCCCUAUUCUAGCAUUUGGAAUGAUUCUAUGGUCGGACAACCUUCUUUGAGAGAUGUUAUUGCAUUUGACCAAAGGACUUUGUUCGCUUAUAUGUUGAUCACUACUGUGAUGCAACGACUUACCACAUUGUUUAUUGAAGCAGUAUGUGCCACUCCGCAGAAUAAAAUGAUUUCUGCUUUGUUCCCCCCGGAGACCUUAACUGAAAGUCUGCAAUCUCUGGAGAUUGUCGACGAAAAAGAUGACAAUAAUCCAAUGGUCGAAUCUAUUAAAGAAGCUUCUGUGCUCGAUUGGCUUUAUGAUACAAUGGUAAAACAUGUUGCUGAACAGAGUAAGGUAGAAGCCAGAAUUAUGGAGCUUAGUGAUUGGGUUGGAGAAGAGUGGGAUGAUACUGUUUUGCCUUUCUUGUUUUAG
Messenger RNA from Racocetra fulgida, 1443 nucleotides. Lineage: Eukaryota; Fungi; Glomeromycota; Glomeromycetes; Diversisporales; Gigasporaceae. The record is from the annotation of a GenBank genome assembly.